AUGAAUUAUUUAAUCCCCGUGCUUUGGUGCAUCAUCCUUAGCUGCUUUGCAAGAGGACAAGAAUCCGCUACAAAUUUUUAUAAAUUUGUAGACUCCUCCGCGUCGUCCACGUACAUUUCAGAGGAAUCUGGAAGUUCGCUUUAUGAUGCGAAAAGGGCUAUACAGAACAACCCCAGUUACUGGUGCAGUUCCGGGAAUCACACAAAGGAUGAAGAAAUCAACUGGACUGGUUAUUUAAAUACAAAAGGGUUCAUAAAAGGAGUGAAAAUAUCGUGGGAAUACAGCCCAGAAUUAGUAAGCAUAUCUGUGUCUAGUGAUGGGGGAAAUUAUAAGAAUGUAAUACCUUAUAGGAGAAUUUCUGGAAAUGAAGCUUCUUUUGAUGAAAUCUACUUUUUUAAAAAAUUAGAAGAAGUAGCAUCGGUAAGAAUUGGAUUAAAAAACGCUGUUCACAAAUAUUUCGGAAUAAGAGAAGUGAAGAUCAUAGGAGGAGGGAAUCCAUACUUUCUGCUACUAUCAGGAAUUACAAGUGAUAAUGAAAUGUGUUUACAAGUAGAGGAAGGAUUAGUAAAUAAUGAUAAUACUUCGGUUAUAUUAGAUUCAUGUAUAAAUGCCUUAGCAAGCGGGGACGGCAGAGAAUUAUGGAAGACAAAUUCUAACAACCAAAUAAUUAGUGCCUUUAGUUAUCCCCCCAAAUGUUUAUCUGUUAUUAAUUUGGACAAUUUAGAAAAGAAUAAAAUUGUUUUAUACGACUGUUUAAGAGCUUUGGAAGAUGGAGAUGGAAAGUCUAAUUGGAUAUUUGAAUCUAAUUCACAAAUUCGAUUGCAAAGAAGUGGUGAGCCUUUAUGUAUUUCUCAGAAACAUAUAUACGGAAAUGUUCCUGGAAUUCAUGAUAUUCUACUCAACAUGGAUGUUACGGUUGAUGCUAAUUCGACUUUGGAUGAUGAUCAUAAUGCAGAUAACACGAUAGAUGGGAACUUGAAUAGUUACUGGGCUUCGGCCACAUUUGCGGAUAAUUACGAGCACGUGGUUCAUCUGAUCCUAGAUUUAAACAAAUACGUAGAAAUAUCCAGAGUAAAAGUGUCUUGGGAAUAUCCCCCUUUGCAUUAUAGCAUAAGUGCCAGUAUAGACAACCAGGAAUAUAAAGUCAUUGCUGAGAAUUUAGCGAACCCUAGCUUUGUAACAAUAGAUACAUUGAAAAAUGUAGAAACGAGGUAUAUCAAGAUAUCAAUGAUGAAGCCUCAUCCAAAGCAUGGAGAAAUGGGGGAUCAAUUUUUGUAUGGAAUUAGGUCCAUAGAAGUUCAGGCCAAUAAUUUAGAAAGUAUUAUAGGCCAUUGCAGAGAUGCAGCUAAUUCAGAUGACGCUAGAGAUAAAUACUUUGUUGAAUAUAUAACCGAAUUUGACCAAGACUUAACUAACAAAUUGAUUAACCUCGAAGAUGAUGUGUCGAAAAAUGUAAACUCUAUCAGUGAUAAUUUAUCAAAACUGGAAGAACUGUUACCUAAUAUUGAAACGUGCGUACAGGAAAAGAAAGAGUAUGAUGAAGAAUUGAAAGAGUCCAAGGAGAAGGCAAAUGAAUUAAAUGAAAAGCUGUCCUCCCUAGUGUCAGUAAAUUCAAUUCAUGAUAACGAUUUACUACGAUUAGAUAUACUUCCAGGUGAUUCGUCUUCCUACCCAGCUAGUGAUUGUUCCGUAAUUAAGAAUGUUCAAGAUAUUCCGCAAUCAGGAUUUUACUGGAUAAAGCCAAAGUGUGCCCCUGAACCGUUGAGAGUAUAUUGCGACAUGGUGUCUAGUACAUCCCUGUACGUAUGGAAUGGUAAUCCACCUAAACCUAGCGAUCAUGUAAUUAGCAAUAUUAUAAAUUCGGUGGAAGAUAUAAGGCAACACUGUGCUGAAGUAGGGUUAGAGCCUCUAAUUCUAAGGUCCAGAAGCCAAUUAAAUAGCUUAAUUUUGUGUUUAAAGAAAAUGGGAUACACAUUGAAUGGGAAAAACAACAUUCCUCUUGCUUAUGACUAUUCUUGUGAUCAUGGCAGCUGCAGCGGCAAGUUUCACGAUUUGGUAAACGGCAACAUAGAUUUAACGACGCUAAUUUAUUUAAAAGCAUCUGAAUCUCCGGAUAGCACAAAAGUGAGACAAACUGCUGGAAUAUCAUACGAUGAUGGAUCUUUCAAAUUUUUUAAUUUAGAAACAUCUGAUAUAUCUGCCAUAGUUUGCUCUACGAAUUCGACAGAGAACGAUUCUGCGUUACAAUAUUUGAGCAUAAAUUGUGAAACGACGGCACUUGAGGAUUAUUUCAACUCAAUCUUGAAUACUAAUGUGGUUGUACUGUGUCCUUUAGGUUGUGCUAGUGAAAAUUUUAAAAACAAUGCGGUGUAUGGAAGUAGAGGAAUAUAUGCAGAUAAUAGCUCCAUUUGCAGAGCGGCGAUACACGCUGGGGUGGUGGACAAUAAGGGAGGCCUAAUCAAUGUUACCAUCGAAUCUGGAAUGGAUCGCUACGAAGGUUCCAUUAGUAAUAAUGUAGAAUCUAUUUCCUUAAAUAAAGACCCAGCAGGGGGGUUAUUAGAUAUAAUCACUAAAGAUAGGGAAGAAGAUAUUAAGGAAGAGAGCAGCAUUUUUCAUCACAGGACAAUACGAAUUGGUAAUUUAUCCGCUGAGUGUCCUAUGGAUCUGUUUCAAUAUAAGCAAACGUCCUUUCUUCAAAAGGGAGACACAACGAAGGAGAGAAAGGAUAUUCCAUACAGUGAAGAUGAAAGUAGAGAUAGUAUCAUUUUUCACGAGUUAAUUACGGACCUAUUAAGCAACAUUGAUGCUAUUCAUGGAGUUGACCCCUCAGUAAUUUCCAUCGUCCAAGAUGAGACAGUAAGGGUGAUAGAAAAGUCUAAGAAGGAAUUAAGACCAGCUGAUUUGUUAUCCAAGAAACAAAUUGACGAUGCUAUCAAUUUGUACAAUAUCACAGAAAAUUUAGCUUUAUACCUAUACGAUUUGUCAGGAAAAUACAUGUACGACUUGGAAAGGUUGAAGGAAAGUUUAGAUGAAUUAAAAAAAGAACAGAAAGUUGCUCUUAACUUUGGUACUUUCAAAUUGAAUUAUGAGACUAUGAAUUUUUCUUCGCACUUCCAAACUUUUGAUUCGAAAUUAACAAAGAAUGUGUCAAGCAAUUGGGGGUAUGCAGAUACGGAUAUAGCAGGACACAAAAAUAGUAUUGGCCAAACGAGCAGCAUCUUAAACAGAGAAAUAGGGGAAGGAUAUUAUGCUACAUUGAAAGGACUAAAUUAUUACGACUUUGAAAUAAAGGUAAGUAUGUUGAGUAGGGGAACUGGGUGCUCAGGUAUUGUCUUUAGAGCCAAGGACGAUUUUAAUUUUUACCUAUUUGAUGUGUGUGAUAGGGAAGGUAUGAAAAGAUUGUCUAAGGUAGAAAAUGGAAACGUGGAAAUUUUGAAUGAAAAUUUAACAGAAGUUAAUACAAAUAAUAGGUGGAAUAAGUACAAAAUUGUGACCAGUCAUGCGAAUAUUGAUAUUUACGAGGUUCAUGAGAAUUCAAAUGAAACUAAGAUCCUGAGUUCUCUAGAUGAAAGAUUUCUCUCUGGAACUAUCGGUUUGUAUUCGCAAAUUAAUGGACAGGGUUCUUUCUUCGAUAAUUUAGAGGUCAUAGCUCGACCAUGUUCAGAAUUGUCCACAAGGGGGACAAACAAAAAGCAGAGGGAAAUAUCCAGCUGCCCCUACUACAAGGAAAACUACCUAAGCGAAACGUUGCCGUAUAGCUUUAUUAAUGAUGUGGAUUAUGAGUGCAGUUAUACAAGAGGGGGCGACCAAGAUGACCACCAAGAUGAUGACCACGUUGUCGGCAACUACAAUGAGCACCUGUUAUGCUCAAAAAUGGUAAGAGACAGCGGCGAUUCCAGUGAACAGACCUAUAACACCAUAGCACUUUUAAAACAGAGAAAAUGCUCUGAUGGGUACUUUACCCUGGAUGUGAAUUUCUCCAAUGAUGAGAAUAACGAAAGUGAUAAUGAUGAAUUCGUAAAAAUUCUAUUCAAUUUUGUAAACGAACAAAACUACAAUGCGUUAGAGAUGACAAGUGAUGGUGUCAGGAUAGUGAAUCACAGAAAUAACAAGUCAGUAACAUUAGCCGAAUUAACCGAUAGCGAAAGAAUUAAAAAGGUGUUGACCCCAAAUGAGUGGAUUAAUAUAAAAUUACAUUUCCACAAAGCAAAGGUCACGGCCGUCAUAAAUAAUAAAGAAGAAGAAAUAAAACUGGACACAGAUAUUGCUGAUGUAGAUAUGAUUCGUUCAGGACAAGUUGGGUUCUGGGUACACAAUUUUAGUGAAGUGAAAUUUGCUUCGAUUGUUCUUUCAUCUGCUAUGUCAAAUAAUGAUGGAAAUUUUAUUCAAACGAAAUCCAAAGCAUGGGGAACUUGCGAAGAUUCUGUACACGUAUUAAAUAGAAGGGCUUCAUGUCAAACGGAUAUAUUCCCAAAUGAGACGAAGGAGAAACAUAUUAAUUGUAUUAAAAAUUUUUGUGAAGAAUGCUGUUUAUAUCAUACACAAAUGCUAGAUAGUAAUGAGAAAAAGCAAUGCGAAAAGCACUGUAAAAAAAAUGACCAAUUAGCUGUUAAGAUGCAGACACUGUUUGAAAAAUUUUUAAAUAAAUGUGUUUCGUUGGAGGAAAAUAAAGACUACAAACAGUGUGCAGAAAAUGAUACCGAAUGUAGAAAUAAGGUUUGUGUACUUUGCUGUAAAAGGAAGGAUUCGGAAAGCUCUAAGGCUUUGAAGGGAUUAUCUCUGCAGAAGUCAAAGGAUAUACAGCAAAAGGAAGUAAUCGAGUGUCAAUUUCAGUGCAACCGGGCCCAUGCGCGAGGUGAACAAGUGCUAAAGUAG
Molecule: messenger RNA, 4875 nt
Organism: Plasmodium fragile
Lineage: Eukaryota; Apicomplexa; Aconoidasida; Haemosporida; Plasmodiidae
Exons: 1
Coding region: 1-4875 (1624 amino acids)
Source: RefSeq, a predicted model, not a curated record